UUCAAAUCCGAUCCGAGGCUAUGCGUACGCGCCCGCGCGCGUUCCUGUGUCUCGGAGCUUUUCACACUGUCCAACAGUGCGGCCGCGCGCGGAGCUUCACAAGCCAACAGCAGCACAGAGCCGAGCGCGAGAGACGGCGCGGGGAAGCGAAACGCCAAGAGCAGAGGACAAGGCGGUGCAGGAGGUUCAGAGUGAAGAGCCGCGUCCUCUCGGUCCGCGUGCGUCCAUGGCGGCGAAGCUGAACCCCAACACACUGUACGUGCGCGAGCCGGAGCGCGCCGACGCGGGAGACGAGUCAUCAGACAGCGACGGGGAGCCGGAGGAGAGCUCACACAAACUCAUCCGCAAAGUGUCCACCUCCGGCCAGAUCCGCGCCAAGAAGAGUGUGAAGGAGGGUAUCCUGUUAAAGCAGACCAGCUCCUUUCAAAGAUGGAAGAGGAGAUACUUCAAACUAAGAGGCAGGACUCUCUACUAUGCCAAGGACUCAAAGUCCCUUAUUUUUGACGAGGUCGACCUUUCUGAUGCCAGUGUGGCAGAGACAAGCACCAAGAACAUAAACAACAGUUUUACAGUGAUCACUCCUUUCCGUAAGUUGAUGCUAUGUGCGGAGAGCAGGAAAGAGAUGGAGGAUUGGAUCGGCGCUCUGAAGUCUGUACAGAAAUGGGAGACAUACGAGGCCAGUCAGUUUAAUAUGGAACACUUCUCCGGGAUGCAUAAUUGGUAUGCAUGCUCUCAUGCUCGCCCUACAUUCUGUAACGUCUGUCGGGAGGCACUUCCUGGAGUCACAUCUCACGGCCUGUCUUGCGAAGUGUGUAAGUUUAAAGCUCAUAAACGCUGUGCUGUCCGAUCCACAAACAACUGUAAGUGGACCACUCUGGCUUCCAUAGGAAAUGACAUCAUCGAGGAUGAAGAUGGGGUAUCCAUGCCUCACCAGUGGCUGGAGGGGAACCUGCCGGUCAGUGCUAAGUGUGUGGUGUGUGAUCGGACAUGCGGCAGUGUGCGCAGGCUGCAGGACUGGCGCUGUCUCUGGUGUAAAGCCAUCGUACACAGUAGCUGUAAGGAGCAGUUGGGGAAGGUGUGUCCACUGGGUCAGUGUAAAGUGUCCAUCAUUCCUCCAACAGCUCUCAACAGCAUUGAUUCAGAUGGUUUCUGGAAAGCUACAAGUCCGUCCUGCUCCAGUCCUUUGCUGGUGUUGGUGAACAGUAAGAGUGGUGAUAACCAGGGAGUGAAGUUCCUGCGCAAAUUCAAACAGCAGCUAAACCCUGCGCAGGUCUUUGACCUCAUGAAUGGAGGACCACAGCUAGGAUUACGUCUGUUCCAGAAGUUUGUGACAUUUCGCAUCCUGGUGUGUGGAGGUGAUGGCAGUGUCGGUUGGGUUCUGUCUGAACUGGAUAAACUAGGACUGCACAAGCAGUGCCAGUUGGGUGUGCUUCCCCUGGGCACAGGAAAUGAUCUGGCGCGGGUGCUGGGUUGGGGCGGUUUGUGUGAUGAUGAUGCACAGCUUCUGCAGAUCCUGGAGAAACUGGAGAGAGCUACCACCAAGAUGUUGGACAGAUGGAGUAUAAUGACAUAUGAAGUUCCCACCAAAACGGCACCUGUUAUUGUUAAAGAGGACGACCCGCUGGACUGUCCACUCCAGAUUACUCAUUAUGCUGACUCUGUCACCUCUCAUCUGACAAAAAUCUUGGACUCGGACAAACACAGUGAUGUCAUAUCCUCUGCUAAGUUUUUGUGUGGGACGGUCAAUGAGUUUGUAGCUGAAGUUGGAAAAGCCUAUGAGAAAGCCACUGAAAACAAGGAGGAGGCUGAUGCUAUGGCUAAAAAGUGUGCCAUGCUGAAUGAAAAGCUGGACUCUCUGGUGCAGGCACUGAGCGAGGAGGCUGAUGCUCAGCUAGUGCCUGCAGGCUCUCAGCCUCCUGAACAGGAGAGCGAGUCGAGCGGCCCGGACGCUCCGAGUGUCCCCAGACCCUUCAGAUCCAAAGAGCAGCUGAUGCUGAGAGCCAACAGCCUGAAGAAAGCACUGCGGCAGAUCAUAGAUCAGGCAGAGAAAGUGGUGGACGAGCAGAACAGACACACCCAGGUGCAGAGGAUGUCUUCCACCUCUUCAAUAAAAAGAGGCAGCAGUGAGGACCUCAAGGAGGCGGAGCCACGUCAAAGUGCCCUGAAUCCCACAACCCCCAUAGUGCUGGAGAAAGCAGACACCUGCAACAGCACCACAGUUUUUACUGAGGAGCAAUGCACAGAGAAGUGCGUGAUGAAUAACUACUUCGGAAUUGGCCUGGAUGCCAAAAUUUCUCUGGAGUUCAACAACAAGAGGGAUGAGCACCCUAAGAAGUGCAGCAGUCGCACGAAAAACAUGAUGUGGUAUGGCGUCCUGGGGACCAAAGAGCUUGUUCAGAAAACCUAUAAGAACCUGGAGCAGAGAGUGCAGCUGGAGUGUGAUGGUGUGCCCAUGUCUUUGCCCAGUCUGCAGGGUCUGGCUGUGCUCAACAUCCCUAGUUAUGCAGGGGGCAUAAACUUUUGGGGCGGCACCAAGGAGGAUAAUAAUUUUGGAGCGCCAUCAUUUGAUGAUAAGAAGCUGGAGGUUGUGGCCGUGUUCGGCAGCAUGCAGAUGGCCAUGUCUCGUGUCAUUAACCUACAACAUCACCGCAUCACACAGUGUCGGCAGGUAAAGAUCACAAUUAAAGGAGACGAGGGCGUUCCAGUGCAGGUGGACGGAGAGGCCUGGAUCCAACCUCCCGGUAUUGUCCAGAUCAUCCACAAGAAUCGGGCCCAGAUGCUCACCAGAGACCGGGCUUUUGAGAGCACGCUGAAGUCGUGGGAGGAUAAGAGGAAGUAUGGCAGCUGCCGUUCUACUCGGCCACGUCUCAAUUCACAGCAGUCCAUGGAAUACCUGACCGAGGAGGAGUGUGCACAGGUGCAACAACUUGGCCUGGUGGCUGACUCACUCAUUAGCAGAAUACGGGAGGUGGCUAAGACCCAUAAGGUGGUGGAACAGGAGUUGGCUCAUGCAGUAAAUGCCAGUGCUGCUGUCCUCACUGAGGCCUUUCCCUCUAAACCCUCCAGUCCAGAGUGUCUGAGUCGCAGCACCGCUGUGGAGAUUGUCAACAGCAGUAAAGUGCUGCAGCAGGAGACUAAAAUGCUGUUAGAAGGGAAGCUGCUGCAGUUGGAGGCCCCUCAGGAGGAAGAGCUGCUUUCCACACUCAACACUCUCAGUGCUGAGUUAAUCAAACUGGAGGACAUCCACUGGAUCUGUCCCAGCAUGCACUGCUCUGAGGAGGACUCAUCCCGCACGAGUGCUAAGAGCAGCAGCAUGAAGCUGAAGAUCAUACCCAAAGUAAAGAAGGAGAGAGAGAAGCUGCAUAAGCAGCGUUCCAACAGCUCUCUCUCAGGAUCUUGGGAUAUCAAAGGUGGGUCAUGUGAAGCGGAUCUUGCAGGCAAUUGAAGAGCUGGAGGGUCUGCUGUAGUGGACUCACCGCGCCACGGGAAUCUGCCUUUCACCGAGGAAGCGGUGUUUGGAGCUAACUAUCACACACUGCAUGUGUGUGAGAGGCAUGGCAUCGCACUGCACUGCAUCGACGUUCCAGUUACGUUCUCUGUCCAUCCUCUGCCUGCUGGUGCCCUUGGUGAUCAACAGACACUGGGAGUACAUGAAAGUACCCAGAAUCCUUUUCUGCAUUCUUUAUUUGUUUCUAUGACCCGUACGAUUUCCUGUGCUCUUCUUCUCACGCAUGAGACAGACCUUCCUUCCUUUCUUCCUUCUUUUACUGAUGUCCUUCCUUUUUUCCUCUUUUUUUUGAGGGUGGGGGGUCUGCUUUUAAAGCCAAGAGAUGCAAACUGGUAUUUCCGGAAAACUCUCCUUUUGAGUCAUCUGAACAACGUUAAAACUGAACAAAUUUUCCAAACGAAAAGCAUCUGAAAUGUAUUGUGGAUUUGUAUUAGCUGUCAAAACGCAAUGUAAGAACUGCAUUCUGUCCGAUUCAGUCUCUAUGUAUUCAGAGACAGUUGGUGUUUCUGCAUGCCUUUUGCGUCCACGAUCCUCGAGCAGAAAAACAAAAGCUGUUAGAUUUUUCUUUUCUUCUUCUUUUUUUUAAUUAAAUAUUCAGCCAAAUAGUGCUAUUGUGCCGCUCGUGUGCCAGGUGAGCUGUUGUUCUGCAAGCUAUAGUGAUGUAAAUUUGUGCCAAGUUCCUCAACAAAUUGCAGUGGUUAGUGAGCUGGGGUUUUUUUUUUUCUUUCCUUUUUUCCCUUCUAUAAGGGGAAAAAAAAAACAUGCAACGUCGUACAUUUCAGAAAGUGUUUUAUCUCAUUGCCUUGCACUUUAGUGAGGAAAACGGUCUUUAAAAAAACUUGAAAGUGGUGUGUUGUAAAAAAUUUUCCUCAGCUGUUUUUAUCCUAUGAUGAAAAGUGUAUUUAUUACAAACCUAUUAAAGAGAUGUGUGAUAAAUAAUAUAUUGUCAAACUAUGAAUGUUAAACCCAUAUGUCUGUCGUCAGAAUUAGAUCUCGUAAUCGUGCAUAAGAAUGACACAUUUCCACAAUAAUGAAUCAUUAAGGCUUGAACUCUGACCUUCAGGUUUCUCCUAACGAGGCUGGAGAGGGGCCUCGACGUCUGCAGAAUAAGUCGUGAUCCAGGUUAACAUUUACAUGGAACUGAGAGGAAAAGGGGUGCAUAUUAAAGGAAAUUAGGUUCUUUCAUUGAUCGGUGUGAGCCAAAGUGUAACAGUAUUUCAGUGUUUUUAAAAGCUGGACUGUACGAUUUGCACGUGUAUGAACAUGUUCCCCAGUAAAUGAUUCUCGCUGUCUGUUAUACGGUCGUGAUCAAAGUCCAGUGUCCCUUUUUAUUUUUUGUCUUCUUGAAGUGUCAAACUACUGACUGAGUGUUAUCAGGGACGAGGGAGGAGCUUGUGGAUGUGGAAGCCACACAAAACCUUUGAUUUCAGUUUCACCUUUGAAAAGAAAAUGGGGCUAAAAAGGACUAUUCACCUUUUUUGGUUAUUUAUAAUACAGCGUUGAUGAGACUACUGCUUACUGUUUAUUGUUUACUCUUGAAGUAUCUAAUUUAACUUUUGGAAUUAUUUAAUAUGAUUUUUUUUUUAAUGCCAUAUGAGUUGCAGUUUACCUUCCAUGGCUUUGAGUUUGUCUGUUGGCUACUAUUGCCUCUGAUCCGGGAUUGUUGCUGUUUAUUUGAAGCAAAAAUAAAGUUUGGCCAUUGCUGUUU
Molecule: messenger RNA, 5216 nt
Organism: Ictalurus furcatus (blue catfish)
Lineage: Eukaryota; Metazoa; Chordata; Actinopteri; Siluriformes; Ictaluridae
Product: diacylglycerol kinase delta
Exons: 29
Coding region: 227-3445 (1072 amino acids)
Biological process (GO): diacylglycerol metabolic process; intracellular signal transduction; lipid phosphorylation
Molecular function (GO): ATP-dependent diacylglycerol kinase activity; protein binding
Source: RefSeq, a predicted model, not a curated record